Eruca vesicaria subsp. sativa (arugula) is the source of this 1440-nucleotide messenger RNA. The record is from the annotation of a GenBank genome assembly. Lineage: Eukaryota; Viridiplantae; Streptophyta; Magnoliopsida; Brassicales; Brassicaceae.
CUGAAUUCCAAGUUAAAUUUUGUAUAGUUACAACUUACAUCCUUACCAACCACCUCAAUGUAGAUCACACUAAUUUGGAACGCAUGUCGAAUUUCUUAGAAACACAUUAAUGAUAAAACCUGACAUAAAAGCAAAAAUGUCAAAAGCAUCAAAGCACACAGAUCCUUCUUGUUGAGCGAGAGGUUUCCUUUCUCUCUACAUUUCUUAGUCGAAACUACUUGGCUUCAAAAUCCCCUCUUUCUCCUUUCUUUCUCACUCGCGCUCCUAAAUCCGCACCAGCUGAGAAUUCUGAGCCCCGUUUCUGAUUCGAUUCAACCAUUUGUGAUCUCGAAUCUUUCUUAGGGUAUUAGCUCUCUCUCUCUCAUGGCGAUGAGAGGUGUCGAUUUCAAGUGGUACGACGGCUUCUUCUUGUCCAUGCUUGCCACUAGCGUAAUCAUUGUUGCAGUCAACUGGAAGAGGUAUAGUUCCUGCGAGUACCCUUUGCACAUAUGGAUAGUGGUAGACUACACCACCGUCUUUAUCUUCCGCGUCUUAAUGUUUGUUGACAAUGGUCUUGCUGCUGGGCUUGGCUUGGAUUUUGGAAGUCAGCAGCGGAACGUUGGGUUUUGUGGGAGAGUGGUGGUGCUGUCCGUCCUAUCUCUGCUGCUGUAUCCCUUUCUCUGGGCUUGGACUGUUAUCGGUACAAUUUGGUUUACAAAGGCUAAAAGCUGUUUACCUGAAGAUGGCCAAAAAUGGGGUUUCCUCAUCUGGCUAAUGUUCAGCUACUGUGGCCUCCUCUGCAUUGCUUGCAUCUGUGUCGGAAAGUGGUUGGCGCGAAGACAGGUACACUUACUACGUGCUCAGCAGGGAAUUCCGAGUUCAGAGUUUGGUAUUUUAGUUGACAUGAUUAGGGUACCUGACUGGGCAUUUGAAGCAGCAGGCCAAGAGAUGAGAGGUAUGGGUCAAGAUGCUGCUACAUACCAUCCUGGACUUUACUUGACUCCAGCUCAGACAGAAGCUGUUGAGGCACUCAUUCAAGAACUUCCUAGGUUCAGGCUAAAAGCUGUCCCAGAUGAUUGCGGCGAAUGCUUAAUCUGCUUAGAGGAGUUCCAAAUUGGGCAUGAGGUUAGAGGUUUACCUUGCGCUCAUAAUUUCCAUGUGGAGUGCAUAGACCAGUGGCUGCGUUUGAACGUCAAAUGUCCUCGUUGCCGAAGCUCGGUCUUUCCAGACCUUGAUCUCAGCGCAUUAUCCAACCUCCGGAGCUCAGAAACACAACAGCCUUCACAAGGGAACACGGAGACAACGGAAGCUCGGUACAUAAGAAGCCAACCACAAAGCGAGAGCUAUUUCUUGAGAGUUCAAUCCCUAAUCCACCCUGUCCACACAGACACCGCUCUAGAGACUGCAGAGAAUGGUGGGGUUCCUCCUGUCUUGGCCAGUCGAUCUCCAUCUCCGAGAUGA